AUGAGCGAUGAGAAGAGACCCAAGGUCCUGAGCUGCGUGAGCUGCCGACAGCGCAAAAUCAAAUGCGACAAAGUCGCCCCUGUCUGCACGCAGUGCUUGGGCACCAAUACCGAGUGCGAAUACCCUUCGAGAAAACCUACACGACGAGCCCACCGGCCGCGGCAGAGCGAGCUGCUUGAUCGCAUCAGCCGUUUGGAGAAGAUUGUGGGAAAAGCGAACCCCGCCAAGUUGAAGGAAGUCAAUGCGGCUCUUGCUGGUCAUGCUGCUCCGACCCAAUCGACUAGCAAAAAGGCCACGGCGGAUGUGCCGGAGCCAGCGACAGAGCCGUCACCAGUUCUGGAUAGGGAGAUAUCGACCGACAUUGCCGAUACAGCCUCGCGUUACCUAAGUGUUGAAUUCUGGGGACAUCUCUGUGAGGAGGUUGAGGGCAUCAAGCAUGCUCUUGACGAACCUUCGGAAGCCGAUGAUGACGAUGACGAGGGCGACGACGCCUCGCCCGAGUCGCGAGAGACCAGCUACUGGGACGGGGCCGCCAACCACCCUUCAGGGUUUCUCUUUGGGAAUCCGAGUUACCACGAGCGCGACCAGCCAUCCCAUCCGCCCCGAGAUAUGCUGCUCCGAAUGUGGUCGAUAUACCUCCGUAACGUUGACCCCCUCAUGAAGUUUCUCCAUCGGCCGUCUCUCACCGAGGAGAUUCAACUUUUUGCCAACUCCUCUUCACGAACCAUAUCCCCUUCAAAGCAUGCUCUCCUCUUCUGCAUAUAUUUUGCAGCCGUAACGUCCCUAAGCGAUGAAGCCUGCUUCGUACAGCUUGGCCAGCGGAAAAGUGAACUCGCCUCCAAAUACCGUAUGCAUGCCGAGCGGGCUCUCGCUGCGGCUGACUACCUCGCCAACCCUAAUCUGACCCUUGUCCAAGCUGUAACCAUCUAUGUUACGAUGCUCCGCAGCUAUGAGCUUAGCCGCUCCGUCUGGGUUCUCACUUCCAUGGUUGUUCGCCUAGGACAGACCCUGAACCUUCAUCGCGAUGGUGACGGUCACAAUUUCCCUCCAUUUGAAGCUGAGAUGAGACGUCGCCUUUGGUAUUUCAUCGUCGUUCUCGACAUCCGCGGUGCUGAAGACCGUGGCUCUGAUUCUAUUCUCAACAAGAACUCAUACAAUACGAUUCUACCAACCAAUCUCGACGAUGAGCUUUUCGGUCCAAAUAUGACAGGGCCAAUUGCGCCCCAGCCAAGCCCCGCAGAGAACAUCUUUUCAAUAUGUACUGCCCGAUGCUCAUCUACCUUUGGAUACAUUGCCCACCCACAGGCUGCCGAAGUGGCAGCCUCCGAGAAGCCCCUGCAUACGGAAGAGGAACUUAUCAACCAUGUCCGCUCUCUCGAGGACGCUUUUAUACACACUGCAAACCCAUCUAAUAUCGUCUCGGUGUACGCUUCCGAGGUGGCACGGAUUGUCAUACUAAAAUUCUGGCUCAUUGUCCAAUAUCCCUUCUCCGCUAAGCCCACCAUCAUCCCCCUGCGGGCUUCGCGGGAGACGAUGCUCCGCACGGCCAUCUCCGUCAUGGAACUCGUCGAGGCAAUGACGGGCGGGUUUUGGGCAGACCGCUUCGCAUGGUGGACGAGAGGCUACAUGCAAUGGCACCCCCUGGCCGUGGCCCUCGCCGAGCUGUGCAUCCAAACCGAGGGCGAGCUCGCCGACAAGGCGUGGACCGUCAUCGACCGCGUAUUCUCUACUUGGAAGCACUCGGUUGCAGAUUCGUCCAAGGGCUCGCUGUGGCGUCCGAUUCGGAAACUGCACAGGAAGGCCAAGGAGGCCCGGGCCGGUUCGAUGAUGAAGGAUUUGCAGAUUGCCGAUGCUCAGCCCCCGCAGUCGGCCCAUAUAGCACAGAACAACUCUGGGAUGGGAUCGCUACUCCCGUUACAUCUGGAGAUGGAUCCCAAGGUGCCGAUGGAUCUCGCGCCCACGCCGGGCCACACAACCACGCAGGACCCGAACAUGGACCCGUCGUCCCUGUUCGAAUAUUUGUUGGAGCCGACGGACCUAUGCUUUGACCAAAGUCUUGGGAAUGAGAUGAAUUUUGAUAUGGGUCCUUGGAAUGAUUUCCUUGAUGAUACCAACAAGGAGAACUCGCCGGACAGUGGUACUGGCGAGUCUACGUAUUCAUGA
Messenger RNA from Clonostachys rhizophaga, 2163 nucleotides. NCBI's taxonomy places the organism in Eukaryota, Fungi, Ascomycota, Sordariomycetes, Hypocreales, Bionectriaceae. The record is from the annotation of a GenBank genome assembly.